Molecule: messenger RNA, 1048 nt
Organism: Mus caroli (Ryukyu mouse)
Lineage: Eukaryota; Metazoa; Chordata; Mammalia; Rodentia; Muridae
Source: RefSeq, a predicted model, not a curated record
UAAUGGGAGCAGACCUCGUGUCCAAAGUGGGCGAAACGGUGACCCAGCCCGGAACCAGUGACAGUCCAGUGGGGGAGAGUGCGCUGAAGGGACCUAGUGGAGGGGCUUGCUAGAUUCGAACCUGGUACCGCCGGAUGAAGGUGCUCGUUUAGGGCAUAGAUGUCCAGAAUCGAGUUAUCAUAUUGCCCUAGGAAAUGGCAGCAGCCAGGGCUAGCCUGGGCCGGAUCCUCCCAGAGUCCUCCAUCCUGUUCCUGUGUGACUUACAGGAGAAGUUUCGUCCUAGCAUAGCCUACUUCCCACAGAUCGUGUCAGUGGCUGCUCGGAUGCUUAAGGUGGCCCGGCUGCUAGAUGUCCCCAUUGUGCUGACAGAGCAGUACCCAGAAGGCCUGGGCCCCACAGUUCCUGAGCUGGGCGCUCAGGGCAUUCGGCCAGUGAGUAAGACGUGCUUCAGUAUGGUACCCGCCUUACAGAAGGAGCUAGAUGGCAGGUCCCAGCUUCAGUCUGUGCUACUCUGUGGCAUCGAGACCCAAGCCUGCAUCUUGAACACGGCUCUGGACCUACUUCACCGGGGACUGCAGGUUCAUGUAGUGGUGGACGCCUGUUCUUCUCGAAGCCAGGUUGACCGGCUGGUGGCACUGGCCCGGAUGAGACAGAGUGGAGCUUUCCUCGCCACCAGCGAAUCGCUCAUUCUGCAGCUUGUGAGGGAUGCCUCCCACCCCCAGUUCAAGAAGAUUCAGAAGAUCAUUAAGGAGCCGGUCCCAGACAGCGGGCUGCUGGGCCUCUUCCAAGGCCAGAACCCCCUCACCUCUUGCUGAACUCCAGGCCAUGACUGAGACAAGACUUACUCUGUCAUCGGUGGGAGCAUCUGCCCUACGGGAGAGGAGGGGUGAACUGCUGGUCCUGAAAAGCAAAUGAGACUCCUGAGUGCUAGAAGGGGUGGGGGCGGGGGUUGACUGAAGAGAGGUCUACCUCAUAAGCAAAGGGCAAAAAAGUGUCACAGACUGGGACCCAUAUUCUGAGUAAACAUUGAUGUUGCUGUGAACUGAAA